Falco peregrinus (peregrine falcon) is the source of this 7408-nucleotide messenger RNA. RefSeq names its product ADP ribosylation factor like GTPase 5A (gene ARL5A). The record is from RefSeq and is a predicted model, not a curated record. Gene Ontology annotation, biological process: protein localization to Golgi membrane; intracellular protein transport; vesicle-mediated transport. The transcript has 5 exons. Bases 391 to 819 code for a protein of 142 amino acids. Lineage: Eukaryota; Metazoa; Chordata; Aves; Falconiformes; Falconidae. Gene Ontology annotation, molecular function: GTPase activity; GTP binding. Gene Ontology annotation, cellular component: cytoplasm; trans-Golgi network.
GGUGGUCUUAAUGACAAAGUUGCGCUACACCUCUAAAACAAUAUAUUUCAAAUAUUUAAUGUCUGCGCUUGUCUCCAAAAAGCAGUGUUACUGGACUGUGCUGAAGGGAGAAGAGAAGGAUGUUUGGACAUAAAGCAGCUGAAUUGUGAAGAAAGUAUGCUCUCAGGGGCCUGCACUGGAAGGAGAGCAAGAUGUAGUGUAUUUGGUGCAGCUGGAUGAUGAGUUGUUUUUCUGCAGCUUCGGAAAUCUUGUGGCUUAACCACAUUCUUGAAGCAAAACAACUGCUCUCUCCCAUGCGUGCCAAAAUCGGCCUGGAAAAAGAAAAGCUGACUGCUUAAAACAGCUUCUGAAGCAGAUAUUCUCUCAGCUUUAUGAUUUAAUUAAUGCUCGAUGAACGAGGUGGUGCAUACCUCACCCACCAUAGGCAGUAACGUGGAGGAGAUCGUGGUGAACAACACGCGCUUUCUCAUGUGGGAUAUUGGAGGGCAGGAGUCUCUCCGGUCCUCGUGGAACACCUACUAUACGAACACAGAGUUUGUGAUAGUUGUUGUGGACAGCACAGACAGAGAGAGAAUUUCUGUGACUAAAGAAGAACUGUAUAAAAUGUUAGCACACGAGGACUUAAAAAAAGCUGGUUUGCUGAUCUUUGCUAACAAGCAAGAUGUUAAAGAGUGUAUGACAGUAGCUGAAAUAUCUCAGUUUCUGAAACUGACUUCAAUUAAGGAUCAUCAGUGGCACAUUCAGGCCUGCUGUGCUCUAACUGGAGAGGGACUGUGCCAAGGACUCGAAUGGAUGAUGUCAAGACUUAAGAUCAGAUGAUUUUUAAUGACCUCUUUGCACAGACAUUGCUUAAAAAGAGCUGCACCCAUGAUUACCUUCACAGUGGCAGAAUUAAUGGGUUAGAUGUAUUUAUACUGAACUGAUCUCAACUUUAUUUUCUACAUAGAUGCACACACACAUACGUGUAUAUAAAUUAAGGCCAUUCAGCAAGAUGAAAGAUGCAGUUGGUGGCUCCAGCUUGGUUUUCGGUUUGCUUUCCUCUGAAGAUGCUGUAUUUAAAAGCUGUGAUCAACCUUCAUUUCAAGAUACAGCCACUCAGAACAGUCCAAUGUUGAGCAUGUUGAAGAUGAAGUGAGAGGAAGGAGCUUUUAAUUUUGGGUUCUAUUAUUCCAUUGUAGUCCUCUCUAGUCGAAGAUGUUGGCUUCAUUAUUCCAGUAAAUUAGCAAGCAAAUCAACGGCAUAGAUACCAACUUUCCAGUAUUUUUAAGGUUACCGAUGUUACAAAUGCAAAAAUAUUUUCCUGUAUGUGUACUGUACAUAUUUGUGUAUAUUUAUACCUCAAUUUUAGGUUAAUUGCAAUCUGUUCAGACCAGUGUGUAAAGCUGAAUCAGUAUGUUGACAGUAGUACUAAUAUUUGACGUAGCCAACACAUCACAACUUCUUUUCCUUUGUUAUCUGUAUGGCUGUAACAUCCAUCAGGCAGUUGGCUCACCAGAACUUUAUAAAACAAACUUCUCUCUUAAGACCACUGCUUGUUUUUUCACGUGAUUUUUCAAUUAGGGAGGAUGCCAUAACGGACUGGGGCAUGGGGAUCGAGCUUUGAGUUACAGUGUCGGCAAACAGUAAAAGCUUGCCAAAGAGUUUAAAAUGAAACAGAUUUUCUUCUUUUUGUUGUUGUAGUCAUCAUUUGAUUAGGUGAUUCCAAAAAGUGCAUGUCAUGCUGUCCUGUGGUACUGCUUCUCUUUUUUUUUUUUCUGUACUGUUCACUCUACGAUUUGAGUCCAGUAGAAGUACCUUUAGCUGUCAUAAAGGGAAAAAUGUCAUCUUUUUUUUUCUUAACCAAAGAAGAGGCACAAAAGUGUGUUUAAAAGUCCCACUGGAAUCUUACAAAACACAUCAUACUCUGUAUUAAGUGUUUUCCAGAGGAAGGCACGCUUCUUUUUGAUAGCUUAAAAAUGUAUAUAUCUCUCUAUAUAUGCAAUGGGUGGAACUGGGAUGGGGAGCAGAACAGAUUACACUACUUGCAAAGCUCUAAGUGACCCCUCGAUCGUGUUCCCACAGAAGUUUCAGGGCAGUAUUUCUUGACAAUAGAACUCCCUUGCAUGGCCCCCAGGUGAGCUAGAACGAGGUGUCAGAACACUAUGUGAUUAUCUUUUCUUACUGUAGGACCUAACAGGUGGGUGUCCCACCUCGCACAGAAGCUGUUCCCAGUUACCAUUUUAAAGGAUACAGGUUUUUCAACGGGAGGAGAGUGAGAGUUGUAUGGUUUGAAACGUCAGUAUUGUGAAAGCGUACGUAGCCUCGAUCGUAGGCUCUUAUGUUGGAGAUGUGUGUUUGGGGAGUAGAGCAAAAUGAAACAAAACUUUGUUUAAAAUGUCCUUUCCUUUCUUACCUCAUACAUCUGAUAAGGAUGGAAAAGACAUUUUAAAGGAAAAGCCUAGUUUGAACUUUUUAAGGUGCUGAUCUUUGGUUAUGGGUUAAUCCAUUCAGCCCGCCUGCCUUCCCAUUUGCCCGCUUUGCUAGGGAUCAUGUUGUGAAUUUGUGGAGAAAAGAAGUGCGGCAGUUUCAAAACCCUGUAUUUAACAAAGGCAGGUAAAGAAUUUAACUUUUUAAUACAUUUUUUGGUAUCUCUUUAUGAUGCUCACUGGAUAGGGAAUCUGCUGUCUUUGUUAAACAUUUUAAUGUGUACAUGCAUACCUUUAUAGUGCAUGCACAUAGAUACUGGUAUUUAACUGGUGUAUUGCAAAAUGUAUAAAUGUUUGAAGAAAUAACAAUUUAAUGCAAAGACUUUCUCAGUUUAUCUGAUAGUAUCUUCAAGAAAUGAGCUCUGUGCACACUUGCAUAUGAAAUGGAAUUGUACGUUUUCUAGUCUUAAAAAAGAAAAAGCAGACUUGCUUAUAAACCUCAGUGUCUGGUUUUUGAGUCUUAUGUCUUCCCUUUCAUCCUUUGAAAAUAUUUUGCUUUAGUAUUGUUAAAUACUGCGUGGUUUUGCCUGAACCUGCACAGGCUGCGUGUGUUGGGUUUUUGUUUGUUUUUAAAAACAUGAGUUUUUCCUGCUAAUGAAAAAAAGAAAAUAUCAUGGAGCAGUAUUCUGGUAUCUGCUACUUGCUGAAAUUUGCUGCUUACUCCCUCGCUUCAAUUAGUAGGACUUAGUAUGGCCGUAUCAUGAAAGUGUGGUGGUUUUCUCCAGGUACAGCUUGUGUUGCAACCAGACAUCUAAUGUUUACGCAUAAGUAAACUUAGGCUUACUCCUUCUCCCUCUCGGUACCCUGGCCACUUCCACUUUCUGUGGCAUCUGAGAUACCGGGCAACCAGGUCACUGCAUCUUCAUUUCAGGAGUGGCAACAGACCCUAGCAGGGAGCUGGGAAUAGCUGCACAUGUGAAGACUGCCUGUUAAAACAAUGUCUUUUGUGCCCUAAAGUGUUGAUAAUUCAAAAGUCAAAUUGUUGUCUGUGUGUUGGAUGGUGAACGAUCCAGCCUUAACCUGGCUGCAGAAAAAGGUGCGUGUCACAUCAUGUGUAAUGAUGAGUUUUUCUGUCUCUUCUUGUGAUCCGACGGUAUGUUAGAGGGCCGAUGUGCUCUUCAGUAGCUAGAAUUCUGUGGUGGCCGGUGCUUCCCGAUGCGCCGUGUGCCUGCAGCUUUCUUGGCCGGGGCUUAGGAAUCAAGGGAGGACGCACCUUCAUUUUAAAUGCUGGAUUUGCAGUCUCCAUAACAAUGAUGGAUCUUGCCUGUAGUAGCCGGGCACCUUUUUGUCACCCCAUUGUAAACAGAGGUGACUGUUUCGAGUUCUCACCUUGUGGGGUUGGUGCGAUCAUGCUUUUAAGCCCAGCAGUGCAUAGCGAAAGCGGAAUAAUGUCAUCCAGGUGCUGCAGCGAGAGGUUUUGUAGGAAAGUUUGUUUGCCUGAAGGGUCUUUGUGAGAACAAGUGUGUCCGCUGUGAUACUGCUGAGAUGAACGUGAGAAGUAUGUACCCUCACGGUAGCGUUGUGGCUGUGACGGUCCUUCCCUGCACACCUUGCCUUUUGUGUAAAGUUGGAAAUGUUUUUAAAUUUAGUCACCUGGUAGAGCUGGAGAAGGGCAGGCAAACUUUUGAACACACAAACCCUUUUUGUAUGUGCUGCUUGUUUACGGCUUUUUCCUUUUCCCUGUAGGCCAAUUCACAUUUUUCUCACAGCUUUGUCCAUAGAAAAGCAAGUGAACUUUGCAUCAAUGCUGCUUUCAACUUCAUUUGGUUAUUCUUUGGAAUUGAUUGUCUUAACACGAGUCACGCCCUGGAUUUGUAUUGCUUUUGUGUUUUUGCCCUCUGUGUGUUGUGUUGCCUUGCCUUUGUUCUUCAUGAAAUUAAUGCUUAGGAUGUUAUACAGAACCGGGGGGGGGGGGGGGGCUUUAAAAAAUGGUUAUUUAAGUUCAUGCUGCAGAAUGCCAUUUUACUGGCAAAAACAUAGCAGUAAGUCAUAUUUCAAUAAUAUUGAAAAUGUUUCUUUUGCUUUAGCAGACAAUAAACCUGGUAAGUCAUCUCUAUAAUAUGCUGCCUCUGUGAUUUGAAAAUUAUGCAGGUUUUUAAUUGCGAGGAAAGGUGGAAUAUAGAACUUGGAAAAUGUGAACAGGGAUCUACUUAGCUUCAUUUUUUUAUUUUUUUUUUUUUUUUAUUGCCAGGGAGGCUUAACAGCUGUUUUCCUAUGCAUUUUAUAGUGUGUUCCUAGGUAUAGGUGUUCAUGCGUGAAUGCUAAACGUAUCCGAUGGGCACCUUCUACAGUCUAUGCAGCUCAAGUGCCUGUAACUUAAUUCAGUGAUCAAUUUUUUUCCUCCUCUGUGACAAUUUCCAUUUUCCUUAAAAUAGAUCUAUUUCUAUAAAAGCAUUUAAAUGUGUGUAAAUGAGUGGUUUUUUUCUUCUCCCUACACAUCAGUUUUAACAUGAUUUAUAAUGAAUUUGUUACAGUUUCUUUCUGUCCUCUACAUUUCAAGCACUUUUUCCAUCAGACAUCCCAUAGCUAGCUUGCUUUGUGAAGGGAGAUACUAAAUUUGUCCUUGCAUCAGAUUGGUUAGCUGAAAUUCUUUUCAAGGAACGCUGUUUAAAUAACUUAAUCCAAGAAUACUUGGCCUUGUAAGUAUCCUCAUGUAAGUAGUUCCUUUUUAGUUGGCUAAUAAAACAUUAACUUUGCGGCUGUCAGACUAAUUAUGUCUGGAAAAAUAGUUUUCAGCUAAUUCAAAUGAAUGUAGUACUAAGCCUUUAAAUGGCGCAUCACUGAGCAUUACAGGACGAGUUUGAUGUCAUGAAAAAUGGCACUAAGAAAGAAAAAUGUCUUCGCAUAUAGUUGUGAUAUGUAUUAUAAAUACAAAUGUGACUUGAAUAUAAUUGUUGCAGUGAAUAUAUUAAAUGUACAAACCCAAGAAAUUAUAAGUGGUUGCCACUGUAACUUUUUUUACAUUGUGAUUUAGAAUCAUAAGCAGAAAUUAUAUUCUUGCCUUACUAGGAUUUUACUGGUGAAUUUUUAUAUUGUACAGAGACUUUUUUUUGAAAGUGUUCUUCACAUCAGAUGGUAGCCUUUAUUCAUAACAGGAUCGAACUCAUGUACCGCCCUUAGCCUUUUAGGCCAGAUUUCUUGUGAGCAAGGACAUAAGUUGCUGGGCUUUUUUUAAGCUUUUCCUAUCUGUAAAUUUAGAAAACUUAGCUGAUACUGGAUCAAGUUAGAGAAUGCUGCUUUACCUAGAAGGCUGUAAAUCAUUCUUUGUAAAUCAUCAGCUUGGUGUUACUCUUGUCUGAAUGCUUACAGCAUCAAACUCUGGGGAGGGUAGAAGAUGUGGCCGAGAAAGAUGUAUUGUCUGCAAAGAGAUUCAAAGAUUUAAAAAAAAAAACAAACAAAAAACCCAACAAAAAAACCCCAACAAAAACCAAAACCCCCUCCGACUGGAAAGGCUGAGCACUUUUUUUGGCUAAUAAAUUGAAGAAUUGGUAGCAUAUGACAAAGGAAUGGUAACCAUCCCGUUUAACCUGUGUCUGUAUUAUGUUUUCAUGAAUGUUUUCAGCAUGUCCUCAGCUUUCUUAUGUUCUUUUCCAAAACCUCUAAACCUCCAAUCCUGUAGCCGCAGUCCUGUACUUGGCCCGUACGUGCUGCUCUAAAUCUGAGUCUGCCCUCCUGGCUCUCCCGGGAGGCUGAGCGGGUGUCAGAGGGAGCCAAGCUCUUUGCCCUCCGACUGGACCAAGUAAUGGAUUACAAUACUGUCCUGUGACACUAAACCUAUAAUUCAUGACGUAUAAAGUAAACUUACCAGAUUAGUGUACUAACGAUGUAGUUACAGUAAAGUAUAUUAUCUGUUUUUUACAAAUGCAGAGUAACACCCGUAUGUAUACGCAUUAAUCAUAUGAGCAGGGUCAUAUUUCUUUUGAUCACUUGUAUUUUGUACUUCUCUUUCGAAAAAGUUUGUCUUCUUUCUGAAAGAAAUGCAUAAAGUAAUGUGGCUAACAGCGAUAACUGCAAUAAAAUGUCAUUCCAGAAUAUACAAAGUUAUUGCUUCACAUUAAUCCCAAGACUUGUGAGGGCUGGUAUUUCUUGGCUUGAGCCCUUCUGUGUCUGAAACUUAAUGCAUGUUUAUUAAAGUAAUUUAGCUAAAACUUUUUAUAAAGCUAUUUAUUAUAAUAAAGUUCAAUUAUGAUUCUGUUAUAUGAUGAUCAUAAUAAUCAUGAAUCAAUUAUGAUUCAGGAAAAGUGACUUUUCCUGAAAUUUUAUCAGAACAUGCCUUUAAUUGUUUCCCCCUUGCCUCUCUCUGUCCAUCCUGGCUUUUAAAGUCUGAUUUUCACUGAAGGGAACUCAUUCAGUUCUUAUAAUUCUUGUUGAAGAAGUGAAAGAAUCACAAAUUUGGUCUAGAAUUGUUGUUGGGAGGGAGGAGCUGUGUAAAAGUAUAUAGACACAUUUACAGGUCAUGUCAGAAUUGCUAAUUCUUGAAAACCUACCAGUAUUUAUUAUUUGAAAAUGAAAGCACUUGUCAGCAUUGUACUGUUUGCAUUUAAACAUUCUGCAUGUCUAUGUUGCGGUGAAACUUCUCAAGCAAAAGUGUGAUUUCUGACAUAGCCUGUGGGGUUCUCCAGGCGUUCCUGGGGUGAAAUGCGCUGUUCAGCCGAACCUCUGAUUUAAUUUUAAUUUUAAUGGCUUUGUAUUGGGAGAUAUUUUGGCAUUUGGGACAAGUUUGGUAAUAAGUAUGUGUGUGUUAGUUUCAAAUCAAAUGGAAGUUACAAUUAAUGGUGAAAUGCUUUUUUCUUCUAGAAAAUGCGGGAUUCCAGCAGUGUACUGCUCCUGUGCAUUCAUGUACUGCACGCUGGUACUUGCAGCUGUGUGAGUGGGGGGGGUUACAGGCAACUGCUUAGAAAGCAAGAGAGGUGAAACCAAAGCUGGGUUAAAAAAAAAGAAAA